Musa acuminata AAA Group (dessert banana) is the source of this 619-nucleotide messenger RNA. RefSeq names its product pathogenesis-related protein 1-like. Gene Ontology annotation, cellular component: extracellular region. The record is from RefSeq and is a predicted model, not a curated record. NCBI's taxonomy places the organism in Eukaryota, Viridiplantae, Streptophyta, Magnoliopsida, Zingiberales, Musaceae. The transcript has a single exon. Bases 35 to 601 code for a protein of 188 amino acids.
UUAUCCCUUCUAGAGUGAGAGAGAGGAAGAGAUAAUGAGGUCGGCAAAGUACGCUUCGGCUUUGGUGUGUGCUAUGGCCUUGGCCAUGGCCUGCACCACCCUCGCGCAGAACUCCCCUCAAGACUUCGUGGACGCCCACAACUCGGCCCGGGCGGCCGUCGGCGUUGGCCCCGUGUCGUGGGACGACAAAGUCGCCGCGUACGCGCAGAACUACGCUAACCAGCGCAUCGGCGACUGCCAGCUCGUGCACUCUGGCGGGCCUUACGGGGAGAACCUCUUCUGGGGCUCCGGCGCCAACUUCACCGCAGCUGACGCCGUCAACAGCUGGGUCGGUGAGAAGCAGUACUACGACUACGACAGCAACUCGUGCGCUGACGGCCAGGUCUGCGGCCACUACACGCAGGUGGUGUGGCAGGACUCGACGGCCAUCGGCUGUGCUCGGGUGCAGUGCGACGGCGGCGCCAUCUUCAUCAUAUGUAACUACAACCCACCGGGCAACAUUAUGGGGGUGCGCCCUACUAGGAAAAAAUAUGUUAUAGUGAAAUAUUCUUUUUCCCUCUUUAUGUAUCAAAAUGGAUUCCUCAUAAAAAUAACAACUUAAUAUAAAAAUAUAUAUUAA